AUGGACGCGUCGCAAGUAGCGUCUUUCAUCCGGGAGCGCCGGAGUUCCCUACGCGAAUUCAAUUUUGAAAACGUGGUGCUCCGCAGCGGUAAUUGUGACGAUGCUCUCGCGCCAUUGACACGAAUCAGCGGCGGCGAUGGAUGGAAGCAGGCAAUGAAAGGGACCGAAGAUGCUAAGAAGUCUUGCCAAAGCGGGACCCUGGACACGCGAGCUGUCGUGGGAGAGCCCGGAUCAUAUGAAGCGACUGCUGCGGUCUUCGGUGUUUAG
Molecule: messenger RNA, 267 nt
Organism: Penicillium expansum
Lineage: Eukaryota; Fungi; Ascomycota; Eurotiomycetes; Eurotiales; Aspergillaceae
Exons: 2
Coding region: 1-267 (88 amino acids)
Source: RefSeq, a predicted model, not a curated record